Messenger RNA from Microsporum canis CBS 113480, 1005 nucleotides. RefSeq lists its product as hypothetical. The record is from RefSeq and is a predicted model, not a curated record. NCBI's taxonomy places the organism in Eukaryota, Fungi, Ascomycota, Eurotiomycetes, Onygenales, Arthrodermataceae. The transcript has 2 exons. Bases 1 to 1005 code for a protein of 334 amino acids.
AUGCUGACGAGGACUACUCGAUCUCUUGCUGAGCCACCAAAGCCAGACGACCGGCCAAAUGUCGAUAACAUGAUCAGGUGGCUCUGGCAUGACGGAUUCUACAAGGGCCUCGUUGGCUGGAGGACCGACGCCGCGCUAGAAGACAUCAAGCUGCCUUCAGGCCGUUUAUCCCCAGAAAGAAAAUGGUAUAACGAGCCGCGUCUGGAAGACUUCGACACGCAGGCAUCCUAUUUUCCUAAACAGCCUUUCCCCCCAGAGUUUGUGGAGGAGAUGGUGGAGAGACACGGACGGCUAAUCCCCAAAGCAUUGGAGCUGAUAGACCAGCUGCUGCUGGACGCUGGAGUCCAGCAGGAAGAAGUUGAUCAGCUCAGCAAGGGCCAGGACAGCCAGCAGAGCGAGGCUUAUGCGAAGCUUGAUAGGCUCGUGGACGCUCGGAGGACGAUACCGCCGGAGAGGAUGGUAUAUCGGGUAGUGUUUGGCAAGCUGAACGGCAGAUGGCUGAGCCAGGAGCUUGCACUGGAAGCAAGCUGCACCCUGGCCGACUUUGACAGAAGAGCGAGGGAGCACGGCCUGAUUACGUGGGAGGGUACCGGAGUCGACACUGGCAUGAGCAUCAAGAACGAGAGAACGAGCCAGAGCCUAUGGCUUUACAAGCUUGUCACAAGCAGCCAGAGUACGGUUGAGACGUCUGAUCAGGGCUGGACCGGGCUUGAUACGGCAGAACACUUUGAGUCCGUGAAGGAGAGCCUCGUCCGGGAGAAGACGAAGACGGUGCUCAUGUGCCAUGAAGAAACACUACGCUGUUUGAUGCUGGCGGACCCAGAGCCCAAGACGACGCUAGAGCCAUACAGAAUCCUGUUUGGACCGCAGAGUGGCGAGGUAGCGGACGACCAGGACAUGAUCUUCCGCAUCGAAACCGAGACUGAGGCUGACGCUCUUAAACUUGGCUUCGACGUCGACCCAGAGACAGCAGCACAUCGCGGUCACUACGGCUUGAAGAAUUAA